GCCUGAUUCACAUGGGUAACCCCCAUCUGCGCUGCAUUUCCAGCGUCUCAUGAGCACAUUUCCUUCCACCUACUUGACUGAUUGCUAACAAACACUCAGUGCCGUUUCCGAUCUAUACUGGGCUGCACUUUGUACAUUAAUUCCAAUGGCUCGCGUGUUCUAAUUUGCUGAUACUUUACCAUCCGAUGUUAGCUUGCCACCGCACAAUUUUUCAUGGAUUUUGUUCAUCAACCCUAUGCAAUGAUUAGUAACGUCGCAUAGGGGGUGAGGCUGGUCUGUGGAGAGACAAAGUGGGCAUUAAAAGAGCUGGGCAUGCAAGGAUAGUUCACAGUUGAUUGAGUCCCUCAAAUCCUGCGCAGAUUAUGUCCACUCUACGAACUCCUGACACAUGUUUCGUAGUUUAGCAGAGUUUUGUCGAGUCCAGAUCACACUAACUGACGGCGAGAAAUUGAAAGAUCGUGCCUUCUAGGUCGUGAUACCCCAAUUAGGCGCUUCUAUACUUCAUGGCCUAUGAGCCUUGCAAGUGUAGCCUGUCGGUCACCUGCACAGUGCAUUCCAAUUGAUUAGGGAUACACACGAGUUUCGACGAUCUAGUGAAGAUCAAUGCUUCGAGAUGGUUUGUCCCGGUGGACUAGGAUUCGUUACCAGUUGAACCACGCCAACAUAAGAUUGCAUCAGUCGAAGUACCUCACUAGUGAAGGCAGCUCGAAUUCGUGUGUCAUGAACUCGGAACCUACCUGACAUUUGAGUGACCAGUGCAAAAUCCUCCUGACAAACUCUGGGCCAUCUGUUAGAGUGACGCGGUUGGGCGUGGUUGUCUCAUUUCAGUCAAAUUGACCGAUUCUGAGAUUUUUCUCCCACUUUCCGUAAAUCAAAAUUUGCAAAUGGUUUCUCUUCAUGCUUUUCGAGCGUAAUCAUGGAACAAACAUGAUUGCAGUUUGCCUCAUGAGUCUCUGAUUCAGGACCCUCCAUUCUGCUGCUGUAUCUGGUACGAAGUUACAGCUCCAUGUGCACGGAGCACACCCUUAAAGAGGAGAUUGUGCUGCAUACUGCUAUUCCGCCCAGUGACUAGACAGGGGGAUCAUAGUAAUGCGUCCUUGCAGUUUUUGGUCACACCACUACUCAAUGUGCUUGGUUGUGGCCAUUAACAGAGCUGCUUAUUGAUAAUGCAGCUCUGAUAAUCACAGUAUUCAGGACAAAAUCUCUCCAUACCUUGAAACUGGUGCGAGCCCGCCAGAGCAUCUAACAAGUUGCCUUCGGAUACACUUGGAGAAUUGGUUUCCUCAACAUCCAAUCUUAACGUGAUGGCAUCGGAGAACGUGACUGAUGUUUCCGUAACGUCUAGUGGGGUAGUGGCAGGAGACAAUCCUUUGCACCACACUUUGCCUCUGCUCAUUAUUCAAGUUAUGGUCAUCAUCACCGUCUCUCGCUGUGUCGCGGUCUUAUUGCGCCCUUUGAAGCAACCUCGCGUUGUCGCAGAAAUUUUGGGAGGCAUUUUGUUGGGGCCGACAGCCUUCGGGCAUAUCCCAGGUUUCACGAAAAAUAUCUUUCCCGAAAGCUCGUUGCCCGUGCUGGAAACCGUAGCAGAAGUGGGUCUCAUCUUCUUCCUCUUCCUAGUGGGAUUGGAAUUGGACACCAAACAGAUUCGCAGGUCGGGAGUAAUGACACUAUGGCUGUCAGCAGCAGGCAUAAUCCUCCCGUUUGGUCUGGGGGCAGUAGCUGCUUUCAUCAUAUUCAAACUUCAGAAUUCUCUUCAUCAUCCCAAUUUCGGAGCCUUCGUGUUGUUUCUUGGCGUGGCGCUCUCCGUUACUGCCUUUCCCGUUCUCGCUCGCAUUCUCACAGAGCGAAAACUUCUUCACACCGACAUUGGCCAAAUGGCCAUGGCUGCAGCAGCGAUUAAUGAUGUUGUUGCUUGGGUCCUUCUGGCUCUGGCAGUAGCCAUUACGAGUUCAGGGUCAGAUCCACUGGUCGCACUUUGGGUACUUCUCCUGGGCACAGUGUUUAUUGUCUUCAUGUUACUUGUAAUUUCGCCGAUCACGUACGCACUGGCUCACCACAGUGAGCCUGCAACAGAAUCAGUCAUCGCAAUGACUUUAAUGCUUGUACUCGGAGCAGCGUUCAUCACUGAUUUGAUUGGUAUACAUGUCAUAUUUGGAGCCUUCAUCUGCGGCCUUAUUAUCCCAAAGGAUGGUCCGUUUACAGCGAUACUGAUUGAGAAAGUUGAAGACUACGUGAGUGUCCUUUUCUUGCCCCUAUACUUCGCAGCAUCUGGACUUAAGACUCACCUCUCUGCCAUCAACAAUGGAACUGCAGUUUUGAUUCUCUUCCUGGUGAUAGCGUCAGCAUGCGUCGGAAAGGUGCUGGGCACGUUCAUUGUAGCCAAGGUUUGGGGUGUAGGGAGCCGCAAGGCCAUUGCCCUUGGCUUUCUAAUGAACACCAAAGGUCUCGUUGAACUGAUUAUCCUCAACAUUGGUCUUUCGAAAGGGGUUUUAAACGAAGAAUUGUUUGCGAUAAUGGUGAUCAUGACUAUUACGACCACCUUCAUAACAACUCCAGUGGUUAUGUGGCUUUAUAAACCAGCCUGUGAUAUUCCACCAUAUAAAAGGCGGACCAUCAACUCAGGCGAUGAUAGGGACGAACUACGUAUGCUGUUCUGUCUCCUUGGAUCGUGGAACAUAAACUCCAUGAUGAAAAUGGCUGAAAUUACAGGUGGUGAAGAUUACAAAAAUUUCCGGGCAUAUGUGCUUCACCUGGUGGAGUAUUCGGAACGUUUAUCUACAAUCCAGAUGUCCAAAUUUUCCAAGCGAGAAAGCGAAGACGGUGCUGGGAACGAGGGAAAUACAGAAUUGGACGCAAUUGAAGUUGCAUUUCAGAAGUCUUCACAACUCACCAAAGUGAAAGUUAAAACUGAAGUGGCCAUCAGCGCCUUCCACAACAUGCAUAUAGAUGUCUGUAACGCUGCAUAUUCCAACAGGGUGAAUUUUUUGUUACUGCCAUUUCACAGGCGUCGACGAUUUGAUAAGAAUUUUGAAACAGUAGCCUCAGGUCUAAAGGAAGUGAACAUGAAGGUGUUCCAGGACCCUCCUUGCUCUGUGGGCCUGUUGGUUGACAAUGGAUUCGGCGAUCACGCAGCUACUACCCCUGGAAGUUGUCAGCACAUACUAGUGCUUUUCUUCGGAGGCCCAGAUGAUCGCGAAUCCCUAAUGCUAGGACGCCGUAUGUUGAAGAAUGAUGGCGUCAAACUCACAGUGAUCCAGUUCGUGGUUCAAGAUCCUAAACGAAAUCACUUGUGCAGCAUCCGACGAGUUUCAAGUCGCACAUUGAAGUCUCAUCUGCAAACUGAAUCAGCUGCAAAAAGAGGAUGGAGUGCUUUGAAACAUGUAGCUCGUGAUGUGGUGGAUUUUUUCGCAGCACCAUGGGUGAAGACAAAGGAGUGUGGGAGAGCGAAGCAGAAUGACCUCUCGCCGGAAUCAUCUGGGAAGAUGGACGUGACAGAUGCAACUGAAACACAACCAGAUGGAGAAACUCAUGUCCUUGUGGACGACAUCCUGUUGCAAAAGGAAAGAGACAUGAAUGUACAAGCUUUGGCUCCCAUUCUGGCCGCUGCAACAGCUGCCAGAAAAGAGUUCCGCAAUCGUCCAAUGAACAACGCAUCCUUAGAAACUGGCCAGGGCCCGCCUACAACCGCCGUAGAGGAGCUUCAGUCAGAGGUCUCCUGCAGAAACUUGACACUACGAGUGGUCGAGACGCAGAACCUGAAAAAAUCUGUGCUCGACACAGUGAAAUCUGCAGAACCGAAUGGACUGAUAAUUACUGGACUGCACUUGCAUGAACAUAGUACGAUCAAGCAGUCAGGUGACUUCAUUCCAGUUGAGGAUUAUGGCCUUGGCCCACUGGGUAAUUAUUUGGUGUCCAAACAUCUUCAUAUGCACACAUCUUUGCUAGUGGUCAAGCAGCACAUCUCUGCUUGAGCAGUGUCGAGCUCUUCCAGUGAUGCCGAUGCAUCGGAGACUGCAGGUGAUUGAAGCGCAUUCUAUAGCGAAGACUGGUAUUCAGGUCGACCAAAACUAUUGUAGAUUAAUAGGGCACUCCACAACUUGGCAAUCACAAGCCCCGGUGUGAGGUUUUUCUGUAUAAUAUGUAUCAAAAGAGGUAAGAGUUGAGCAAUGUGCACCAAGGGGCUAUUCGGCGAUGUUGUUGCUGAAGCAUAGAGAUCUAGGACCUCCGGAUGUUGUACUUUCCACGAGACCAACAGAUUCUUUACUGUUUAAGGUACAUUUCUCUGAAGAAACUAUAAUGUAGCUUGCACUCCCAUUGCUAUAGACCAGGUACACUACGAUGUAACAACAGUGUGGAUUACAUACUUUUGGAACAUUUUAUUCACAUUGUAAACUUUAUUCUUCUCUCUAGAUAACUAGUGACUUUAUUGAGCCACUUCGAAGACUGCCUUUUAGGCAAAUAAAUAGGAAGGCCAAGUAGGAAGUCUCUAGGAUUACUGUUGCCCAGUAAUCUCCCAUAAACGUCUUUACCAAUACGAGUGGUCUUGCUAGAUAGACAUGCAUGUAUAAAAGCAUAUAACAUGUAUAAUGUUAUCAUCUAAAAUAUAUGCUCUAUUAUGAGUCCUUGUA
Physcomitrium patens is the source of this 4628-nucleotide messenger RNA. Its product is annotated as cation/H(+) antiporter 18. Gene Ontology annotation, cellular component: membrane. NCBI's taxonomy places the organism in Eukaryota, Viridiplantae, Streptophyta, Bryopsida, Funariales, Funariaceae. Gene Ontology annotation, biological process: proton transmembrane transport. The record is from RefSeq and is a predicted model, not a curated record. Gene Ontology annotation, molecular function: antiporter activity.